AUGCCUUUCGGUCACCACCACCCGCAGAACGCGCAGAACAGCCCUGCCCAGGGUAUCUUUGCGGCGGCCGCGCAGCUUGGUUCCAUUGGAGCACCAGGGGGCAAUCUGCGGACUGCAACUCAAGGCACAACUUCGGCGGGUACUGAUGCCUUCAUGCCUGGAGGCGGUGGUGGGAAUGCCCUUCAGGCGCCCAACGAAUAUCCCGCAACAGCACCACCAGCCGCUGGCGGACUUCCUCCGCCGCAGGCCUCGCGAAGAGCUCUCCCAGCACAAGAUCGCGCUCCGCAUGAAGAACUCCAUAUCUCGACGGCCAUGCCUUCUUCAGCCUCGGCCCAGCAACAGCAGCAGCAGCAGGCCGCAAUGUACCAUUCGCCCGACCACUACGCCGCGCCGCCCGAUAUAAAUGUCAGCAAAGCGACGCCUCAGAGCAACCAAUAUGGCACGCCUUCGGUCCCUGGCAGUCUGCAGCCCGCUGGAGGCGCAACCCAGCAGCAGCGUCCAGCGCCUUCCAGCGCCUAUACCGCGCCCGUCGUGCCUACUCAGACGCAAAUAGCGAGCAAUGCGCAGCAAUACACCCUCCCGACGCGCUCCAACACGCUGGGCCAAUCACAGCAUUCUCCCCACUCGUCGCAUUCCUAUUCUCGCUCCAGUCCAGCCGGCCUAGGACCCGAGCAGAAGUACAUUCCCUUUUCAAAUACGCCUGAACAGUCAAAGUACGCUGCUGGCACGCCUGCGCAGAAAUACUACCCGCCGACUCCAUCGGGGGCAGCAUCUCAUUCCCCACUGGGCCUGGCCGAUAUCAGACCACGAGCCAACUCCAACAUGGAUCAGGAGGGCAUGGGGCAUGGGAACACCCAAGCCAGCGACCAGAGCAAAGUAGCCUCUAACAGCAACUACUUGGCGCCAUGGAGCAUAUACGCAUACGACUGGUGUAAAUGGAGCGUCCCUGGUGGGAACAGCGCUGGCAAGAUGGCUAUUGGAAGCUAUCUAGAGGACAACCAUAACUUCAUUCGCAUUCUCGAUACGCAAAUAGCACCUCAAGAAGGAGCUGCUCCUGGUGCCUCUCCCUACGGCCUCGAGUACAACGCCAUCGCCGAAGCCACAUGCUCCUUUCCUGUAACGCGAAUUCUAUGGGAGCCACCGUCAUCCCAGAAGCAGUCCACCGAUCUGCUUGCGACGUCGGGUGACCAUUUACGGUUAUGGUCACUUCCGCAGUCUUCAGGCAAUACUACCAGCAACACGAUAACGCGCUCGUCGUCGGUCAAUACGCGCGAGCCCCAGCUGCCCAAGCUCACUCCGCUCGCCCUUCUCUCCAAUUCCAAAACACCUGAGCACACAGCCCCACUCACCUCGCUCGACUGGAACACCAUGUCCCCUAAGCUCAUCAUCACCUCCAGCAUAGAUACCACAUGCACAAUAUGGGACAUACCAUCUCUCACGGCCAAGACGCAGCUGAUUGCACACGACAAGGAGGUCUUUGAUGUGCGCUUUUGCGCAGGAAGCGUUGAUGUUUUCGUCAGCUGCGGCGCCGAUGGCAGUGUGCGCAUGUUCGACCUUCGCAGCUUGGAACACAGCACCAUCAUCUACGAGCCCUCGGACAAGAAUGGUGAUAGAGACAAGGGCUCACCAACGGGCCGCAUGUCUCCUACCAAGGCGCAACAAACCAUGUCGUAUGCGCCUCCCCUUCUACGUCUCGCUGCAUCACCACACGACUCUCAUCUCCUCGCUACUUUCGCAGCCGAUUCAAACGUCAUCCGCAUUUUGGACGUGCGGCAACCCGGCCAAGCGCUCCUCGAACUCCGCGGCCACUCUUCCUCCGUGAAUAGCAUAGAAUGGAAUCCCUCCCGAAGAGGCAUGCUUGCCUCUGGCGGCGACGAUUCGCUUGUCCUCAUAUGGGAUCUUCUACACGCCAACAACGGCGCGGUGAUCAGUGGAGAGCAUGCCUCGACACAACCUACCACACCAGCUGCCCCUCCACCCACAAACGGUGGUGCCGGCGCCCAGAACGUGCCAGUAGGCCAGAAAGGACCGUAUGCCAGCUGGAGAUGUGACUACGAGGUGGGCAACAUCAGCUGGGCACCUCAAAGCGCCCUGACAGGCCAAGGCGGAGAAUGGGUUGGUGUAGCUGGUGGACGCGGGGUUUGGGGCGUCAAGUUAUGA
This is a messenger RNA of Cucurbitaria berberidis CBS 394.84, 2160 nucleotides long. Its product is annotated as WD40 repeat-like protein. Lineage: Eukaryota; Fungi; Ascomycota; Dothideomycetes; Pleosporales; Cucurbitariaceae. The coding region runs from base 1 to 2160 and encodes 719 amino acids. Gene Ontology annotation, cellular component: nucleus. Gene Ontology annotation, molecular function: protein binding. The transcript has 4 exons. The record is from RefSeq and is a predicted model, not a curated record.